Messenger RNA from Cladophialophora carrionii CBS 160.54, 1308 nucleotides. RefSeq lists its product as uncharacterized. NCBI's taxonomy places the organism in Eukaryota, Fungi, Ascomycota, Eurotiomycetes, Chaetothyriales, Herpotrichiellaceae. Bases 1 to 1308 code for a protein of 435 amino acids. The transcript has a single exon. The record is from RefSeq and is a predicted model, not a curated record.
AUGGCUCCUACAAAGACCGACUUCUCCACCCCCGACAUUCCCCAGUCUGCGGCGACAUUCUACGCCUCGGCCCGCACACUCAUCAACGCGCCCGCCAGCUUGGUUUUCCGCACCCUCCGCAACACCGAGACCUGGAAGGACUGGAACAGAUGGUGUCCGCGCGUGACCAUCACAGACCAACCCGACGACGAAGAUGAUGCCACUCUCGCCGAAAUCGAAGAACUCGUGCGGAACACCAGCAUUGCCGUGAACUUCGACAGUGAUAUUACAGACGGGGCGGUCAUGUCAGGACCCGAGCCUUCGAGUGCGUACCACCGGAAAAGUAAGAGUGGAAGUACGAAUGGAGCGGGCGCGGGAAGUCCGCGCCCACCUGGGAGCAGAGGGUCCGCGGGCCUUGACCGGCCAAGCAGUCCUCCGCCCGUGACGAGACAGCGGCUCGCCAGUAACGCGAGCCGCUUGUCCGGCAUGUCGCAAACCAGCCCAGACGCGUCGCGCUCCAACUCAACAGCCAACGCCAACGCCAACGGCGCCGAGCCUGCACGCCGCCUCUCUGCGGCACAAGUAUACCAAGCCGCAGGCGAAUCGCGGCGCGGCUCCCUCCCCAACAGCGUGGCAUCCCCUCCGGCAAAUACGAACGGCGGCACAGAUGCAGGCAAAGGAGGCACGGGUGUCCUCCUCCCUGCACCCAACAACCCGGCGCGCCUGAUGCCCGCGCCGGCCAACACGGAGAGCACGGCGAUCGCGCGCCGCAAGUCGACCGCCACGAGCCGCAACCGGCGCCAACUGCACAUCAACGCCCUGUACGGCGAGCCCAGCGUGCGCAUCCAGCUCGGCACCAAGAUGACGCUGCACCUGAAGAUGAAGCUGCCAGCGAGCCAAGAAUUCAGCGACCGCGCCGUCCUCGUCACCGAGGUCUCUCGCCCGGACGACCCCCUGGAGCACGACGUGCCCAUCACGGAGCUGGGCAAGAGCGUCAUCCUCCGCACGCAGACCCACACGGAUUCCAUCUCGGGCGUGUAUCGUCUCGUGUGGACCAGUGUCGCGUCGUACAACCCGCCCAAGAGCUAUCCUCGGUUCUUACUCUUCACGCAGCGCGUCCAUGAGAUUCGACCGACGGUCGACGGCGCGGGCCAGGACAUCUGCGAGUACUGGGACUGGGAGUGUCAGCGGGGGAUCAUGGCCAAGAAGAACGCAAAGACAAAGCCGUACAUGGAGGAACGGAUGGCCGAGUGGGGGACCCGAUUGGGCGAGUUCUGCGAGAGUAUGGGCGGCGCGGUGGAGAGGAGGGAUUUCGUCGGUCAAGGAUGA